This is a messenger RNA of Nerophis lumbriciformis (worm pipefish), 1896 nucleotides long. Lineage: Eukaryota; Metazoa; Chordata; Actinopteri; Syngnathiformes; Syngnathidae. The record is from RefSeq and is a predicted model, not a curated record.
AUGGAUACAAGCAGCACUGGAGGCAGACUGGAUAAUGAUGGAGACAUCACUUCAGUUAUGGGAUUCUCUGGCUUUGGAAAGAAAGCCCGCACGUUCGACCUGGACGCCAUUUUUGAACAGACCCGGCGUACAGCCAUCGAAAGGAGUCGACAAGUGUUAGAUGACAGACAGAAAGAAAUGGAGGCGCCAGGGGAAUGCUCAACAUAUGUCCCCAUACAAAAAGACACAGAAAAAGCCUCCAGAAAAGAGGACAUAAACAGCAGCAGUUCAGAUUUCAAACUUGUUGGCCCUCUACCGCAACAAAGAGACUCAAACCAAGUGGAGGAGGAUGAUCUGGUCGGCCCCCCGUUUCCUUUUGGUGACGAAGGCGGCACAACGCAGAGUGACAGCGAAGAUGAUGAAGAGGAGGAAAUUGACGAAGAUACUCCUGUCAAGAGGAUUCCGGACACUCACGAGAUCACCCUGCAACACGGCACCAAAACGGUGUCUGCUAUGGCCUUGGAUCCAUCAGGUGCCCGUCUGGUGACGGGCGGCUAUGACUUUGACGUACGCUUCUGGGAUUUUGCCGGGAUGGACAGAGCUCUCCAGGCUUUCCGCUCCCUCCAGCCGUGCGACUGCCAUCAGAUCCGAGCGUUGCAGUACAGUAUCACUGGGGACCGCAUCUUGGUCGUGUCGGGAAAUGCCCAGGCCAAAGUUUUGGACCGCGACGGCUUUAACGUAAUGGAGUGCAUCAAGGGAGAUCAGUACAUCGUUGAUAUGGUCAACACCAAGGGCCACACUGCGAUGCUCAACGACGGGUGCUGGCAUCCUAAACUGAAAGAGGAGUUCAUGACAUGCUCUAAUGACGGAACUGUGCGGACGUGGGACGUAAAGUCAGAAAAGAAUCACAAGUCUGUCUUCAAGCCUCGUUCUGUCCAAGGAAAGAAGGUCACACCCACAUGCUGUACUUACAGUCGUGACGGGAAGCUCAUAGCGGCUGGCUGUCAGGACGGGACUAUCCAAAUCUGGGACAGAAACCUGAGUGUGCACACAAAGUUCCACUGUCGGCAAGCCCACACUCCAGGAUCCGAUGUCUCUCGCCUUUCCUUUUCCUAUGAUGGCACUGUACUCGCUUCACGUGGAGGUGAUGACACGUUGAAGAUUUGGGAUAUACGCAACUUCAGGAAGCCAUUACACAUGGCUGGUGGACUGACAAACUACUUUGCUAUGACCGACUGCUGUUUUAGCCCAGACGAUCAGCUUGUUGUAACGGGGACCUCUGUGAAAAAAGAUGAGGGCAGUGGGAAGUUGGUCUUCUUUGACCGAAAGACCUUUGAGCAGGUUUACGAGAUUGAAGUUACUAAUGCGAGUGUGGUGCGCUGUCUGUGGCACCCCAAGCUCAACCAGAUCAUGGUGGGAACCGGUAACGGGCUAGCCAAGGUCUACUACGACCCCAUUAAGAGCCACAGGGGGGCAAAGCUGUGCGUGGUGAAGAGCAAAAUCAAAGAGAAGCACGCUGAAGCGCUAACCCAGGAGUAUGUUAUUACACCUCAUGCCUUGCCCAUGUUCAGAGAGGCCCGGCAGAGAAGCACUCGCAAGCAACUGGAGAAGGACCGACUGGACCCCAAGAAGUCCCACAAACCCGAACCUCCCGUGUCAGGACCAGGUCGAGGCGGCAGAGUGGCAGCUCACGGCGGCACCCUGUCUUCGUUUAUCGUGAAGAACAUUGCCUUGGAUAAAACGGACGACAGCAAUGCUCGGGAGGCCAUCUUGCGGCACGCCAAAGAAGCAUCGGAGAACCCGUACUGGGUGGCCCCGGCCUACAAGAAGACGCAACCCAAUCCUGUCUUUGCUGAGGACUCCGAAGAGGAUGAGGAGACCAAUAAGGAGCCAGAGUGGAAGAAGCGUAAGAUCUGA